Sinocyclocheilus anshuiensis is the source of this 415-nucleotide messenger RNA. RefSeq names its product DNA-directed RNA polymerases I, II, and III subunit RPABC4-like. The transcript has 5 exons. The record is from RefSeq and is a predicted model, not a curated record. Gene Ontology annotation, biological process: DNA-templated transcription. The coding region runs from base 122 to 298 and encodes 58 amino acids. Gene Ontology annotation, cellular component: RNA polymerase III complex; RNA polymerase II, core complex; RNA polymerase I complex. Lineage: Eukaryota; Metazoa; Chordata; Actinopteri; Cypriniformes; Cyprinidae. Gene Ontology annotation, molecular function: zinc ion binding; DNA binding.
UCAGGCGUUCGAUUGCUGUCAAUCAUUCGUUUCAACCAAUAGCAGCGUUCGUUACUGUGACGUCUCUCUGUAAGUAACGCGCUUGCGUGGAAACCAACCCGAGAGCUCACGCGUGGAGGCCAUGGACUCUCAGAAAGACAUUCAGCCUCCUAAACAGCAGCCGAUGAUCUAUAUUUGUGGAGGUUAUUGCUCUCUUCAUGCUUUUAAUUAUGAUAAGCGCGUGUCAUGCAGAGAGUGCGGUUACAGAAUCAUGUACAAGAAGAGGACCAAGAGAUUGGUUGUAUUUGAUGCCCGAUGAGAUGCAUCUGCAGUUUUCCUGUUAGAAUGCGCUUUUUUAUCUCUUGACUGUGUAAAUACAUGUAACCACUAAUGGAUGAAAACGGAGUGAAAUACAAUUUACAAAACAACUUCUUGA